AACAAGGGAAGAUAGUCGUUUGUGUGAAUCUGAACUUAGCAUUAAGCUUGGUUUCUUAGAACAUCAUCAGAAGUUGGGUUUUGGAAUUUGAAAUCUGAGAGAGAUAUGGAGAGUGAAAACAAACAAGUUAUGCAGCAGGAUAAGAAGCAGAAGAAGAAGGAGCUUGAGGUCUUCGAUAUCCUAAAGGAAGCUGUUGGCUUAAUCUUUCUUAAGAACAUCAACUUCAUCAUCUUCACCUUCCUCUGUUCGCUUCCACUCUUCUGUUUCAUGGUUUACUUCGAAACCUUCCUCCAAGAAACUCUAGCUGAAACCUCAGACAUUCUCAACAUACCACCUGAUUACUCGCGAUAUUAUCAUCGUUCGUAUCCAGACGAAAUCCUUGGAAGAUUCAGUAAAAAUUAUGUCCUUAAGCUGAUUCAACUCGGAUUAAUCUACUUGGUGCCUCUCCAUGUCUUAGAUCUCUGCUCUGCAAUUGUUACUAUUGAUUUGGCAUCAAAGCUACGUUCAGGAGAGAAGCAUAUGAAUCUCAAGGACAUGUUUCAGAAAUGCAUUGACACAACCAACUUGGGAGGCACGUUUAUAACUUCCAUAUUUGUGCAGUUCUUAACUAACUGUCAUAUGCUUGGAUUACUAUUUAUAGUCACCAUCUACUUAGUUGUGUUGAGAUAUGUCAGUUUCUAUGGGCUAUUCGCAGUAAUUUGCAGUCUGGGUUUUGCAAAACUGUUAGGAAUGUAUUUAGAAUGGAGUGCUACGUGGAACAUGAGUAUUGUGAUCUCAGUAUUGGAAGGGAUUCAUGGGAUUGAUGCGUUAGUACUUUCUGGUUAUUUCAACAGAGGCUGUCAGAGGAGAGGGCUGUUUCUGAUGCUUUUUUUCUUUGCCUGGGGACAAUUUUUAAGGAUUCCAUGCCUGUACAUAGGAUGCUACAAAGAGGGGAAUGGAAUCAUAGUACAGGCAGGAUUGUUCUGUGUGGUGAAUCUGCUGAAAUGGGUGGCCUGUAUGAUCUAUUUCCAUGAGUGCAAGGAAAGGAAAGUGAAGAAGAAGGUUGAUGAGGAACUGGGCAAAGACACUGAAGCUGUUCAUGAAUGAAAGAACUAAUUGGUGGCCACAAAGUGAAUGGUGCAGUUUAUUUGAUAUAAGAACUAAGAUUGGGCUACUGGCAAUCAAGCUUGAGAAAGAGAUUAGUAAUUACUCUCAUCUAGUUGAGUAAGGAGUUAUAUUUAUCUCUAUUGUUAUAAAUAAUCUGAAAUAUCUAUGUGUAUAUAUAUAUAUCAUAAAACAUCAGUUGUUUCUUAUCAAAUUUCAACCUGCUCAUCCCAUGAAGGCUUCAAGAGUAGUUGUGUUUGCUUUCUAUCUGCCGUUCCCAGAUGCAUGUGGUAUUGGUAUGUAAAACUUUGUUUGUAUGAUUGGUUUAAACAAUAUAAACAGGCCAAACCAAA
Messenger RNA from Neltuma alba, 1436 nucleotides. RefSeq lists its product as uncharacterized. The record is from RefSeq and is a predicted model, not a curated record. Bases 106 to 1086 code for a protein of 326 amino acids. Lineage: Eukaryota; Viridiplantae; Streptophyta; Magnoliopsida; Fabales; Fabaceae. The transcript has a single exon.